Mizuhopecten yessoensis (Yesso scallop) is the source of this 2152-nucleotide messenger RNA. Its product is annotated as solute carrier organic anion transporter family member 2A1-like. Gene Ontology annotation, molecular function: protein binding. NCBI's taxonomy places the organism in Eukaryota, Metazoa, Mollusca, Bivalvia, Pectinida, Pectinidae. The coding region runs from base 111 to 2102 and encodes 663 amino acids. The transcript has 10 exons. Gene Ontology annotation, biological process: sodium-independent organic anion transport; transmembrane transport. Gene Ontology annotation, cellular component: membrane. The record is from RefSeq and is a predicted model, not a curated record.
CGAGUGUGAGUCUUACCGUGAUCUUACUACCUGGAGAAAUCUAUAGCUGAUGACACAGUGGCUGUAGGAGGCUUUACCCGAGCUGUUUCCACCUCGACUUCCUUAUCAGUAUGGGAGACAAACCAAAGUCUGCGAAGCUCGCUAGUGAUACCGAGAGCGGUGCCAGUGCUGACGAGGAGGUUUUGUGCGGUUUAUACGGCUUGAAGAUCAGUAGCCUUCAAUGUUUUGCCAAUGUCCAAUCCUUCACCUUUUUCUAUGGUCUGGCGGGGCUGAUGACCCAGACAUUGACUUUUUACGUCAAUUCACAAGUACCGAACAUGGAGAAGCAGUUUGGGCUGUCCAGCGCCGAGAGUGGGUUACUAAUGAGUUUCAAUGAUAUCGGUUUCCUACUCUGCAGCCUGUUCAUUAGUUCCCUUGCCAGAUUUGUCCAUAUUCCGAGAUUCCUCUUCUACUGUACGCUCCUGUAUGGCUUUUCCGGUAUUAUUUGCAGUAUCCCGCAUUACAUCACUCCAAAUAUAGAAGAUUUAUACGUAACUUCCGGCAAAACACCUGAUUUAGCAUUGCCUAAUAACAUUACGGAAACUGAGAGCAGCAUAAUGCCUCUCUGUGUACCGGAACUACAAUUAGAAAAUAGAAAUUUUACGACAUGUGAAGAUGAUAAUCGGAAGAAGAUAUUUAAAAUGGUCAGCCCGGAAUUUAAAGCACUAGCCAUUGGAAUAAUUGCAAUCGGGAUGAUGGUUCAGGGGAUAGGUAAAGCGCCGAGAGCGCCAUUCGUGACUGUCUACAUCGACGAUAACGUUGAAAAGAGGAAAACAGGUUUUUAUAUAGGAAUUAUGUCAGCCGCGGCUACGAUGGGCCCCGCUCUCGCUUUCGGACUAGGGGGAUACUUAAGUAAGAUCUACGUCACGCUUGAAGACGUACCGAUAACUCCAAAGGAUCCCCGAUUUAUUGGUGCUUGGUGGCUUGGCUUCCUCGUCUUUGGUUUAGGUUCAUUGCUUGUCGCCAUUCCCAUUAUCCUGUUCCCGAACCGGAUUAAGUGGAACCAGAAAAAGGUAGAGGAGUACCGAAAAGACAUGCCGAAAGAGAAACCUCUGUUGACCACACGUGCAAAGGUGAAAGAUCGAGUCUCGUCGUACUGGCGGAUUAUGAAGAACCCUAUCUACAUUAGUAUCUUGGUAACAAAUUGCGCCAUGGUAUGUGGACAGGCCGGCUAUAUAUCAUUCCUGGCUAAGUACAUACAGACGCAAUUCGGAACACCGCUGUGGCAGUCUAAUCUUAUUCUAGCUGUCACCAAACUGGUGGGCUUAGCUAUUGGCGCUUUUGUUGGGGGCUUCCUAACCAGGAAAAUUCCAAUGAUCCCUCGGAACACCUUUGGCCUUUUGUUGAUACUGUUCGUCGUACAGAACGGAACGUUUAUCUUCGGAUUCUUCCUGGGAUGUGACCAGCCCAGAGUCGUGGGACCAGAAAGCUAUCACGGUAUAGCCGCAUUGCCUCUGUCAAACUGUUCCCGGGGAUGCAACUGUGACGGAGAGCAAUUCUUCUCGAUUUGUGGGUCAGACGGGGUCAACUACCAUUCUCCGUGUUUUGCUGGCUGUUUGAAGUCUCUCAGCGGUGGAGGUUUAUACGAAAACUGCACAUGCAUCGGUGAUGGCGGGACUGCACGUGCUGGCAUGUGCGACUCGGACUGCAAAACCCUUAUCCCCUGGUCAAUUUUCACGUUCAUUGGCUCUGUAGCAGGGAUGGCAAAGGCGAUGCUGAGUUUCAUUGCAAAGAUCAGGUGUGUCGAGGACAGAGACAAAUCUACGGCCAUGGGGAUACAAUCCUUCUUCCUCUCACUACUAGCUUUCUUGCCUGCUCCGAUCCUCUUUGGUCUAAUUAUUGAUACCACAUGCCUUAUAUGGAUGACCGGAUGUAGUGGAGGCGGCGCAUGCUUAUUUUAUGAUAUUGAAGACUUCCGGAAUAAAAUUCAUCUAUCAAGUUUAAUGUUUUACACUGUGGCCGCAGGAUCAACCACGUUUGCGUUUAUAAAAACCAGAAAGUGGAAAACAUGGAGACCACGUGGUCAUAAUAAAGAGAAGACAGUACUGUGUAUGCCUUCCUAAUUGGAAAAUUAAAUUGCUCAUGAGGAAUAAAAACCAGAAUAACGCCGAAA